AACUCCGCUCUUUAAACACAGUGAGAGAAAUAGAGAGAGAGAGAGAGUAGAGUAGAGUAGAGUAGUUGCAUGGCCCUUUUUACAUGACAAGCAACCAAAAAUAAUAUGGCCAUGAUAUGAACAACCACUUUGAAUCUUCAAAGGAGAGAGAGAUCGAGAUCCAUUUCUUUACUUCUUUCGUCCGUUUGUUUUUCUUUUUCCUCCCAAGAUAAAAGAAGCCCAGUUCUUUAUUUUUAGAGAGAGAGAGAAAAAGAAAGAGAGAGAGAGAUGGCGAUGGGGGGAUCAUACAAGGGGAAUGGGAGUAGUUGUGGGCAUAGAGGGAGGCCGUACGGGUUAAUGCUUCUGCUGGCAUUCGGUGCGGCAUUGCUUGGGGUCAUGGUCCUCCACAAGCUCAGAGAGCGCCGCAUCUUCAACCUUCUUCUCAAAGAGAAAGACCGUGACCUCAUUUCACUUCAGCUGCUAUUGCAGAAGGAGAUAAAUCACUCCAAGGAAAUGAAAAGGAAGAACGAGGAGAUGAAAGCCAAGAUAUACUCCCUUAGAACUCAAAAGAUGGAGCUUGACAGAAGGAUUCUAGAGAAGCAGUCUACCAUUGGCUCACUAAAAGACGAACAGAAAGCCAUGGAGUCUGCACUCGAGGAGAAGCAGAAUGAAAUCAAAAUGCUAAGAGUGAAAGAGAUUGAUCCAGGGAAAGAAAAUCCUCAUGUGAUAGCUCUAAUGGAAAGCUUGAAGCAGAAGGAAGCUGAAAUUGAGGAUUUGAAGCACCGUCUUGAAUACCCAGUUAAGGUAUGGUCAUUAAGUGCCGAUGACCCUUCAAACCCGCCUGUGAAUUCAACCAUGAAUGGAAGUCGUGUUGGCGGACAAGCUAACACUGACCUUGUCAGUAUCGCAGAAGAAGGUAAGAAACUGCAUGAAUCCAGAUAUUACAUAGGUGGUGAUAAUUUAAGUACGGUAAGUGAAGAUAGAAGCAAACUUGAAUCGAACAAUUUCAGAGAUCAGUCCGAGACCAAGGAAAGAGUUGAAGAUGGAACUGGAAAUUUAGUUGGUGAUACUGGCCGGAGGGAGAUGAAAAGAGAACAGAUGCAGAAGCAGGGGAAAUUGCUAGAAGAGAAUAUUAAUAAUGGAGGCCAAGCUAUUGAUAAGCCUAUUGAAGAUGGCCAAGGAAGUAAAAAUGAAGAUUCUCAAAAUGGUGGGAGCGAUUUCGAGGGUAGAAGAGAUAAGGAUAUAGAGGUGACAGAAAAACUUCAAAAUUCUCAGGAACCUCGUGAGAUGAUUAAUAAGGGUGGGAUUAAGUCAGAAGAGCCAGACAACUCUGGAAUUAUCGCUAGAAUGAGAGGAAAACAUGGCCAUGUGAGUAAAACGAAGGCAAAGAGAUGGAGAAUGCUUGUGAAAAAUAGGCACAAUGGGCAUCUUGAAAAUAAUGAAGUAGUGAGCAUGAGAAAUAGAAGAUUCUUUAGGGGUGAUCAAGAUGGAUUGAAGGGCAGAAAUGAGGGGGCAGAAAGAGAGGGAGGAGAAAUGGGUGUUGAUAAUCCAAUGGAAGAAAGCAACACUUUUAAUGUUUCAGGUGCCAAAUUGCUGAAGCCUAAGAAUCCUGAUACAAAUCAUCAACGCGAGAUAUUGGAAAAUGCCCAAAAUUCUUUAAAUGUCCAGGUUCUGAAAAAUAGAAGUUCUAACGGUGAAACCAGCAACGAUACAGAUGAUGCUAGAACGCAGAAAUUGGAGGAAGGAAGACGGGCAGAAGAGCACGAAGCCAGUGGUAUUCGACAACAGACAAGCAGCGGUGAUAUUAGUGAAGUAGACGAUAACGCUGAACAAGUAAUUAGAGUCGGCAACACAAACACAAUGCCAGAAGAGUUGGAGGAUGCCAAGGUACAAGAAUCCCAAAUAGUAGCAGCUGAUGGUGAUUUCUUUAAGGAAUCCAAAUCCAAUGCAGAAGGAGAAAAUCAGUACAAAGAAGAAACGGAUGAGUCCGAGUUUUAAUAUUGAACUGUUAAUGCUUUUUAUUUAUGAGGAGUUUUCUACAUGUUUUAUGCUUGCUUA
Juglans regia (Persian walnut) is the source of this 2037-nucleotide messenger RNA. RefSeq lists its product as uncharacterized. The transcript is spliced from 2 exons. The record is from RefSeq and is a predicted model, not a curated record. The coding region runs from base 268 to 1977 and encodes 569 amino acids. Lineage: Eukaryota; Viridiplantae; Streptophyta; Magnoliopsida; Fagales; Juglandaceae.